AUGUGUCACGCACUUCUGGUUUCUCCCGUAGUCAACAUGGCAGAUGAAGCCACUAGGAAAGUAGUCUCUGAAAUACCGCUGUUAAAAACAAAUUCGGGACCAAGAGACAAAGAGUUAUGGGUUCAGAGGCUUCGAGAAGAAUAUAUGUCCCUAAUAAAAUAUGUUGAAAAUAACAAAAAAGAUGAUAAUGAUUGGUUCCGCCUAGAGUCCAACAAAGAUGGGACAAGGUGGUUUGGAAAAUGCUGGUACAUUCACGAGCUUCUGAAAUAUGAGUUUGACAUAGAAUUUGAUAUUCCAGUUACAUAUCCAGCCACAGCACCAGAAGUUGCUAUUCCUGAGCUGGACGGAAAGACGGCAAAGAUGUACAGAGGUGGCAAAAUCUGCUUGACAGAUCACUUCAAACCACUGUGGGCAAGAAAUGUACCAAAAUUCGGGCUGGCUCAUCUUAUGGCUUUGGGACUUGGACCAUGGCUUGCGGUGGAGAUUCCAGACCUCAUUGCAAAAGGCAUUAUUCAACAUAAAGAUCAGCAAAACAGUUAAACAUUGAAGUGGAAUUUGCAUUUAACUACUUUAACAGUGUAACGGUAAACAUAAAAGACAGUUUGCUUCAAAAUUUUUGUUUUGCCACCUAUCAAAUUCACCUUUGACAUUUGUACAGAUAUCUAUUGUAAGCCAAGUUGGUUUUAAUAUUAGCAAGGUUUAUCUACUGGUUGUAAAAUGGAAUGUACAUGCUUUUCAUCAGUAAAGCCUGGAAUACUGA
Molecule: messenger RNA, 760 nt
Organism: Paramisgurnus dabryanus
Lineage: Eukaryota; Metazoa; Chordata; Actinopteri; Cypriniformes; Cobitidae
Gene: ufc1
Product: ubiquitin-fold modifier conjugating enzyme 1
Biological process (GO): protein K69-linked ufmylation
Cellular component (GO): cytoplasm
Molecular function (GO): UFM1 conjugating enzyme activity
Source: RefSeq, a predicted model, not a curated record